UGUGUGUGCUCAGUGUUUCUCUGGUGGAACGUCUCUAUAUUUUUGGUUGACAACCAACCAUCCAACCACAACACGUCUCACUCUGUGGGGAGUCCUUGUCUGUCUCUUUGACCCUUCUCGACACCGUGCUUUGGCGAGAUCCACUGCAGGGAUGGGUGAAGCUGGUGUUGAGUUGGACAGCCAUGUCACCUGCUCUCUGCUUCCCCAAAAUCCAGACCAGGUUCGACCGCGUUCCGAAGUGUCACAGAAGCUGCUGUUCAUGCUGGUGAGCCUGAUCCUGGGUGGCAUCGCCACAGAGGCCUAUUUAACCUACCAAUUCUACCAUCACCUGCAUGCUGUUUCAGCAUCGACUUCUGCCAACACAUCAGGACAAAACACACACAGCUUUGUUCUGACUUCAAAGUCAUUUGCACAUCUGACGGAUGGAUCCGAUGUGGUUCAUGAAAAUCAGAUCAUGCAUUGGAGCAUAAAUAAUUUAACUCUUCCUCCUGACAUGGACUAUAGACACGGGAGGCUCAUAGUUCGGAAAGAAGGAACUUACCAUGUUUAUUCUAAAGUUUCCUUUAUAAACAGCAGGGUCUUUCAGCACUGUGUAAUGCGUACCAGUCCUUAUUACGCAGCUGACAUUACCCUCAUGCGAUCACUGAAAUACUCACUGAGUUCCAGCGCAUGGGGUCUGUCAAACAGUUACCUGGGUGGAGUGUUUCACCUCUGCAGAGGCUGUGCUAUUUUUGUGAAAGUGAGCAACACCUCAAACGUUUUGCACGACGGUACCAAUAAUUUCUUCGGUGCAUUCAUGAUCUAGAUACUGCAGAUGACGACUUUAUGAUUGAAUGUUUUAUGUGCAGGGCGGGGCUCCGGGGAAGGCAGUAAGGGACUGUGUGGAAAUUAUUAAGAUGGGGAGGAGUAAUAUGUGGUUUGGACCCCUCUGUUGACUUGGACAAUAUUGAAACACCCUCCCCACUAAUUUUUCAACUCACACCUGAUUUGAAACUUAAUGUGUUGAUGGAGCAACAACCUUUUGCCCAAACUGCAAGUUAGAAGUGAAAUUUGGAAUUUGGAAUCACAGAUGGUGCACAUUUCCUAAGCAUUUACUCCUUUGAAUGAUCCUUUUUAAACAGAAAGUAUAAUAUUGCUGUGGGUUCAGCUGGCUGUGGGCUACUGCCCCAUUUUUUAGCCUAUAUUUGUUUGUACAACUGUUUGCAGAGCUUCCAUAUAUGUAACUGUCACUGAAUUAAUGUGAUACUGAAGAAAACUUCAUCAGAAAAUAAGUGUAUUUCUUUCUUCAAUAUUAUAACUCACGGACUGUUGCUGUGCACAGAAUGUUGUAGAUUUGUUAUUACAUUUGAAAGAUUUUUUCAUUACUACAAAGAAGACGUCACAGUGACAGGUGCAUAGAGGACGAAAAAAACUCCUGACAGGUAAAAUUACCUGAUUAAAGUCUGAGGACUUAAACAACAGAAAUGAAGUGAGAACAGCUGAUGGAGCCUGUGGGUUUUUAUCGAGUGCUUCCUGCAGCUCUGGCCUGUUUGCACAGCAUGAAGCUGCAGGUGAGGCUGAGGUGCUGCUGUGUGGUUUCAUUAGCAGUAGAAGCCCACCCUCCCACCAUAAUACACACACACACACACACACACACACACACACACACACAAACUUGAUGUUGUACAGUAGGGGUUUUUUCAGAACCGCAGAGACAUUUUCAGACUUAAAGUC
Toxotes jaculatrix (banded archerfish) is the source of this 1713-nucleotide messenger RNA. RefSeq names its product tumor necrosis factor ligand superfamily member 6-like. Gene Ontology annotation, biological process: immune response. The coding region runs from base 152 to 805 and encodes 217 amino acids. Gene Ontology annotation, cellular component: membrane. The record is from RefSeq and is a predicted model, not a curated record. NCBI's taxonomy places the organism in Eukaryota, Metazoa, Chordata, Actinopteri, Toxotidae. The transcript has 4 exons. Gene Ontology annotation, molecular function: tumor necrosis factor receptor binding.